AGAAGAGCAUCUAAUUUUUUUUUCUCCAGUCAAAUAAAGGAAUUCAUCUCAGAAUACAAGAUGAUUCAACCCUUUCUCGGAAAUAAAGAGUCUGACACAGAAAGAGGGUCUUCGGAAAACCAGUGGUCAGACCUGACUGUUAUUACCGCAGAGCAUCUAGCUAAAUGUUUUGAGGCACAACUUGUAAAAAUGAAAGCAGAAAUUACAUUUUCUUCUAGCGAUAUUAAAAGUGACCUAGCCAAGAUUGGAGAAAGACUAAUGGCUAUGGAGGAGAAGACUGAUAUUAUCUCUCUACAAACACAGACCAAACACUGGAAGGUUGAAAACAUUCGAAGAAAUAUAACCGGAAAGUUUGCUUAAUAAAAUUGGUGAUCUCGAAGGCAGGUCACGCAAAAACAAUCUUGGAAUAAGAGGCAUUCCUGAAAAUAUAACAUCCUCCAAAUUAGAAGACUACUGUGAAGACUUUUGUAACUUUUUGGUACUACUCUCAAAUAAUGAAGCUAAUUACUUCGAAAUAUGUCAUAGACUUAUCAAACCUAAAAAAACAAAGUGAUACGCGCUUGUGCCGCUAAAGAUUUAAAAGAUUCACUUUAUUCUCAAAUAAAACUUUUUCAAGGCUCAUCCUCACAAACAAGACUGAAUAGGAAAGCUUAUGUGUCUUCUACUGUUACACUGAGAAAAACACUGAAAAUAAAAUAUGCCUGGGGCUUCCCGAUAUGAUUGAACUUAACUUGUGAAAAUCAAAAAUUGUCACUAUCCUGAGCAGGUCAGGUAGGUGGACUUAUGGGCGGGCCUUGUAGGCAUUAUCC
Messenger RNA from Pelobates cultripes (western spadefoot toad), 809 nucleotides. The record is from the annotation of a GenBank genome assembly. NCBI's taxonomy places the organism in Eukaryota, Metazoa, Chordata, Amphibia, Anura, Pelobatidae.